Esox lucius (northern pike) is the source of this 2757-nucleotide messenger RNA. RefSeq lists its product as uncharacterized. The coding region runs from base 1129 to 2490 and encodes 453 amino acids. The transcript has 2 exons. The record is from RefSeq and is a predicted model, not a curated record. Lineage: Eukaryota; Metazoa; Chordata; Actinopteri; Esociformes; Esocidae.
CAGACAAGAAAAUCGCUCCGUGAAGAAAAGAAUGACGACAACAAUGUAGUGACAAUGCUGAAGAAAUAUACACCGGAGACAGAGACCACAUGCCAAUAUGGUAGCGAUCACAUUCAUGUAGCCUAGUUAAAAACAAGAUUUGUUUAAUGGUAAUCAUUUGUUGGCACUUCCAGCCUCAGCCAGCCUCACACCUGGGAUUUUUUUUCUCCUUUAAGUGUAAAUAGAUAAGAUCAGGUCACAAUCCGGACACAUUUCACAAGGCAGGUUUAUACAGUGGUGAAAUGUCUCAAGCAGUCUUUGAGGUGGUCGAAACAACGCAGAUCCCAGGUAUUUUAUUUUAGAAGAGAAACAACUAAAGGACCAAGAAAAAGCUCACACCUUACAUACACAAUAAAAUACAAAGACAGUCCUAUGUUUUCUGUGCAUGCGGAAGAAAGAGUUAUCAGACACGUUUGUGACACCUUUACAAUUUAGCAUAAAAAAAAAAUCACUUCACAUUCCAGAUAACAUGCUGAAGUGUUUGGAUUUGACUAGCAAGCUAACGAAUAUUCACUGAGAAAUAUGAGCAAUGCAAUUUGAUCAUCGACAGCGUUACUUUUCACAGAGAGGCAGGACACAAGUUGAAUGCAGAGACGCUGCGUCGAACCCCUCCGGGGGCUACAACAGUCGUUCGCGGCGACUCCGUCGGUGGCAGCUUCGCUUUCCGCCGAGACUGCUGCCGUGUCUGCUGAGGUGAUCGCCGGGGUGGCCGCUGAGCUGGCGGCGCGGCUGGCGGAGAAGAAGCUGAGCCCACCUGGAGUCCUGACGCUGGGCCCAAUUCCGCCAGGAAUAAUGGCAGAAAUUCUGCAUAUGGCCGCCGCUUCCAAAGCUCAGUCCGUGUGCACCAGAAGGCCCAGCUCGACACCCUCCCAUCCAACUAUAACAGGGCCCUUGCCAACAUGUCAUUGACUGUUGAAGUGCCACCCGGAGUCUGGGUAGGGUGAGAAGACACCUCGUGAUAGUAGGGAGACUGCUUGUCCUCCUCGGGGACGACGUAGGAGCUCCUCUACAUUUAAACGUAGCGGGGGUCGGUCAUUCUGUUUUGUUUCAAGGAGAGGGCAGGACACAAAUGCAGAGUGAAGAUUGAUCAUGGCCUGGCAGACUUUACAUUGCUAUUUCCUCCUCGUCCUCUCUGGGUCCACUGCCUCGUCAUUCCCGACCAUUGAUGCAAUCAGGGAUCUGAGAGGAAUAUGGUUUGGCAACAUAUUCCCAAGACAUGGACUCCAUCUGCUUUAUUGGUUUGUUGACCAAUCAGACGUCAGCAGCAACUAUGAGACCAUCCAAACCAAUUUCGAUCCAGCCAGAGGUGACUAUGGCUUUGGCUACUACAGUAACAAUGACAGUUUCCUGCCAGUACUGACCAAUCCUAAACGGGAAGCUUACUACUCAGUGGGGGAUAUCAGUAAGAAGAAUUCUUGGGGAUUGCCUGAGUAUGUCACUGAAAGUUACUACAACUCUCUGAAAUCUGGGGACAGAAACAGGGACCGGAUCAUUGUCCGGGUUGUCCAAGCCAAUGGGUCAAAUGAGUUCAAGUUGGACAAGGUCUUUGUCACGCAACUUCAUCCGUUGAAUGACAACCAAGCAAAUAUGAUCGAUCCAAAUCACACGUACUUGGUUACAUUCGACCUUUUACGAGAAAUUCAAACAUUACAGGUGCUAAGCAGAAGGAAUGACACGUUGGCCGGUUUAGAGGAGUUUCUGACACAAGCGGGCUAUCAAACGUGCCCAACGCCAGAAUUCCGUGUUUGUUCUUCCAAAUCCAUUCGAUUCCAAAAGCUUCAGAUGGUGGACAUUAAAACAGUGGACGAUUGUGUUUUCCUGAAGCUCGAUGUUCAACCGGCCAUGAAUGGCUAUUUGAAAAUGAGUUGGAGUAAACUGCCGAAGUCUAUCAUGGAUCUUAACAUGGUGGUGGCGCUUUUCAACGAUGACACUAGCACAAACAUGUUAGCCAAGUCCCCUGUUGGAAAUGAGACGUCUGGAACCUCUGACGUUACCGUGGCUCUAACCUCUGGCCUUCAGGUCAGGCUCCUCAAACAGAAAUCUCUCUGGGAUGUAAUGGAAAAGGAAAUCUGGAGGGGUGCUGAAUUUGACAGUUCAUACAGCUUGAUUCCAGUCAGCCUGAAAGGCUACGAUGCCAGUCUGCAGCUGUACGCUAAAGACGGCUAUGCUUGUGGUCGGUUGUUUGUGAAGACAUCGUUCGUUGACUGGAAGGAGGUGUUUUAUAAAUCUUGGGUAGGGUUUUACUCGGGAAACAGCUUAAACAACAACAAAUACUACACCUUUCAGUGGGCAGUUUCGUUUACUAAACAGUCUUGGUCAGAGGAGAUACCGGCGUAUGAUGUCUAUGUUUAUGAGUCCAGAAUGGCUAUUGCACCAGGUGUCCAGGCUCGAUUCAUGAUGUCUAAAUACAAUGAAGUUGCACGUACGGCAGCCUGGGGAAGUCAAACCUAAUCAAAUUCAGAGCAAAUUCAGGGGUAAAUCUUGGUAGAAAAAAGUAUUUCAUGUUUGAGUGUAUCGACUUUUCCAAACAACAAUAUAUCUGAUCAUAACGUCAUUAUUUUGCUUUAUUUGGCUUUCUUGGUCCAUUAAUAAUAAUGCUAAUUGUGAAUUAAUGCAUGUAUGUCAAUGCAAUACAUUCUGCAAAAUUAAAGUUAACUACAUUUUAUUUGAUAACACAUUGUAAAAAUACAUGCAUUCAUGUGGAAAUAAUGCAUUAAA